Cygnus olor (mute swan) is the source of this 2725-nucleotide messenger RNA. Its product is annotated as erythroblast NAD(P)(+)--arginine ADP-ribosyltransferase-like. The transcript is spliced from 3 exons. Gene Ontology annotation, molecular function: NAD+-protein-arginine ADP-ribosyltransferase activity; NAD+ poly-ADP-ribosyltransferase activity. The record is from RefSeq and is a predicted model, not a curated record. The coding region runs from base 1431 to 2501 and encodes 356 amino acids. Lineage: Eukaryota; Metazoa; Chordata; Aves; Anseriformes; Anatidae.
AUUUCAAACCUUGAGCUCUUUGUGUCGUAUUUUCUCCUCCUUUCUCUUUGAGGAGGGGUAGUGAGAGAGUGUCUGAGGCGGAACUCUGCUGCCCACCCGAGUAAAACCACCCCAGCAUCGCGGCCGCCAGCUGGCUGGGAGUGCCGCAGCCUCCUCCCCUUCCCGGGGCAGAGCCACCUGCCAAAGCCACCCAGCCCCAACAGGGCCACCAGCCUGUCCCCAGCCCCUCAGGUCCCGCCGUGGCCCCCGAGCCCGGAUGCAAGAGGUUUUAUGGGGCCGGGAGAGCCACCCAGCCGGAUCCUGCGCUUCCCUCCCCGCACGCUGCCGGUCACGCUUUCCUGUCCCUCCUCCGGACAUCCCCGCCGUCCCCGAGCCCUCACAGCGGGCACCGAGCCUGCCCAGGAUGCUCUCGUCCCUGUGAGAAAAAUCUCAAUAAUUUUCUCAGACAGGGUCUUAUGUGAAGCUAUUUUAUUCGCGAUCGCAAUGGCGGGCGUCCUGCAAGCACGAGCGCCCAGUAAAAGUUUAUCCUAACCUUACAUUCCCUAUGACCUGACACCUGAUUUCUCCCCUGUUUCCUCAUGGGCUGAGAACUACAGGUUCACAGCCUACUCGACGCACUUCUAUACCAUAGAUGUACAAUUUUGUUUGACCAACUGUUAAUUUCUCCUUUUUUCCUUCUCUCAUGAGUAGAGGGCCCAUGAUUUUUGUUUUUACCGAUUUUGCACUUCUCGUCCUGUUUUUCUUAGGGAUCCUCCUAAUUUUGGGACAGUGGGACCUUCCCCUUAUCUGCUUACCAUACUCCCCGCUGCUACGCUACUGUCCUGCCUGCACAAUCAUUUUUGAAUAUGCAAGGUUAGAGGAGGAAUUUUCUACCGCAAAAACACAACUUUAUUUCUCACAGCACCCACCCCCGGGCACCCCCAGCCCCCAGACGCCCAGCAGGGCUGGGGGUACCCUGGGCCGGAGCUGCCCCUUGCCAUGAGCCCCUCUGUUGCUGCUGCUGCUGCUGCUGCUGCUGCCGCCCGCAGGUGCCCUUGCAGCCCUGGGGCUGCCCUGUACUCACAGCAGCAUCCCCUCGUGCACGGCCCCGUCCGGGUGCAGCUUCUCGAUGAAGGAGACGUUCAGGACCAGGUUAGUUUUCUACUGCAAAAAAACAUUUUACUUCGAAAGCGUGUUCUACUGCAAGAACACAACUUUUCUUCUCACACCUUUUUUUCUCUCCCCUGCUUUUUUGCCCGGGCCUGCCCUCUUCCUUCCAUGGCGGCCUUCUUUCCCAAUAUCCCUCUCCCUUUCCUGUAAAUGAGAACGAAAGGGACCAGGGAGCGUCCCCACCCCAGCAGUGGCACCAUUUGAAGCGGUGCCAGGGCCACUGGCACGGUGCCCACAGGUGGCGCCCUAUGCCCCAUGGAAGGGCUGCAUAUAAGUAACCCAUGGGACGCAGGCAGGGGUUGAAAAACACCACAGCUCCACGUGUUCUGCGCACCGAGCGGAGCAGAGGUAACAACUCGCUGCAGGUCCAGGGCUGCUGGGACCGGGCCGGGGGGGGGGGACCUCUGGGUCUGCAGCUGGGCACCGGGGUCCUUCUGCGCAUGGAGCACCUCGCCCUGGGCUGGCUGCUGCUGGCUGGCACCUUGGCUGGCACCUCAGCCGCUGGCAGCAAGCAGGACCUCAACGCCAGCACGGAGGUGGCGAUGGACAUGGCCCAGAACUCCUUUGAUGACCAGUACCAGGGCUGCAGAACCAGAAUGGAGGAGGAGCUGAAGGAGGUGAACCGCACCGAGUUCCAAAACCAGACCUAUGCGGAGACCUGGAGAAGCGCAGUCGAGAAGUGGCAGAGUCAACAGGGCAACUCCAUCUACCCGACGGUGCUGCGGAAGGAGCAGGCGGUGGCCGUGCUGGCGUACACUGCCGGGACAGGCCUGUACAAACAGUUCAAUGCGGCCGUGCGUGAGGGCGGGCGCUCCCGCGAGUACUACCUCCAGUCCUUCCACUUCAAGACGCUGCACUUCCUCCUGACCGAGGCGCUGCGCACCCUGCGGGAGGCCCAGGAUGUUCAGGACUGCCACACUGUCUACCGCGGCAUCAAGGACAUCCGCUUUACGGCCCAGCUCCACCAGACCGUCCGCUUUGGCCAGUUCGCCUCCGCCUCCCUCAAGAAGGAGGUUGCCCAGAAAUUUGGCAACGACACCUUAUUUUCUGUGCACACCUGCUACGGUGUCUCCAUCAGGAACUUCUCCUUCUACCCUGAUCAGGACGAAGUACUCAUCCCACCCUUUGAGGUCUUCAAGGUCAUCAAUUUCACCCGUGACAGAGACGGAAACUUCAUCCAUCUCCGCUCCCAUGCCGUGCACAGCACCUACAACUGUGCGCUGCUGAAGGAGAAAAGGUGCAAGGAGCAGCCGUGUGUUUUCAGCCCAGGCAGGAGCAGUCCCAGGGAACCCCCACACCUCUGGGGUCUCCUCUUGGUAGCCACAGCCCUGGCAGCCGUGGGAUGCCUCUAACCCAACUAUGCUGGUGCUGCACCUCCACAAGGAAAAUGGGGCAGAAACGUGAAAACACAUUUAAUGGAAACUGUGGGAUUACGCUUUCCUCUUCCGGAUGCUUUCUGCUCCAGCAGGAGCGGUGCCACCAGCCCCAGGAUGCUCCGGUGGCCCUAGAACACCAGCAGAGGCUGGAGGAAGCCUUUUCCUGGCUUUUCCAGAGAAAUAAAAGCAUUGCUGUAGGA